AUGGAUCGGCUGAAGACGAAACGGAGGGUUCGACGGAGCCAGAACACGAAGAUAAUUACCGAUAUCACGACUGCGCUCCAGUCAACAACCCUUGACAUCAACUCCCUGAAGAACCUACGAGACAGGCUGAUCGCCAGCAACGAGGAACUCCGCAAGGUCAACGAAGAGAUUGAGCCGCUGAUCAUCGAUGCCGACCUCGAAGCGGACUAUGUUGCUGUGGCAGACUACGAAGAUCAAGUAGCAAGAGCCCUCAGUGAGGUACGCAACAAAAUCGAGCGUCAACCUGCAGCACCAGCCAUUUACCAGGUGGGAGACGACGGUGACAGAGUCAUACCCCAGGCCACGGGCGUGAAACUCCCUAAACUACAACUACUGCAGUAUCAAGGUGAGCUUACCCUCUGGCAGCCCUUCUGGGAGCAAUUCCAAACUGCCGUUCACCGUAACACCAGACUCACGGAGGGAGACAAAUUCCAAUAUCUACGCUCCCUGCUGAGUGGGCCAGCUGCCAGUGCUAUCUCCGGGUUACAAGCAACGGCAGAGUGCUACAAGGACGCCAUAGAAAUACUAUCCGAACGCUUCGGGAACAAGCAACGCAUUCAGCGUGAGUACCUCGAAAGACUGCGAAGCCUACCAACGGUGAAGUCAGAUCGAGAUGUACGAGGACUAAGGAAUAUUUACGACCACGUCCAGACCAACAUUCGUUGCUUGCGUGCCCUAGGCGUUUCGAGUGCAACGUAUUCUACUAUGAUGGUGGACGUACUCCUGUCCAACCUCCCGACCGAUAUAGUGGUGGAGUACCAUCGACUCAAAAGAUACGGGAUAGGGCUUGGAGUUCCAAUCAACGGGAGAGAAAGAGCCGGAACGACUGACGAUGGACAACCGUUAGACGACGUCUCGAAUUCGCCAACAGAUUCAGAUGAGGAGUUGGAUAAACUCUUGCGUUUUAUGCGCGUGGAGAUAGAGAGCAGAGAACAGUCAUCGCCACUCGAGCGAAGGCCGACAACCGUGCCAACAGUGACGCAAAAUCAGAGGCAAGGCGCCAAUCCACCAUCAACGUUGGUGUUGCACACUAGCGGAACAGACAACACCUGCUUCUUUUGCAACUACCGAACUCACCGUACCGGUGAUUGUCCAUCGGAUAUCACACUAGAUGAGAAAAAGAAAAUGCUAGCGCAAGACAUGAGAUGCUUUCGUUGCACGAAGCGAGGUCACCGAUCAAGGGAUUGCCGUAGUCAACAGAGAUGUACCGGAUGCAGGGGAAGACAUGUCACCUCAAUGUGUAACCCGGCGUGGGAAGCUUUAUCAACCGUUCAGGAGACUGCCAACGUUCUUACCGCCGGUAGUACCCCGACGGUACAGACUCCGAGCGUCCUAUUACAAACGUUCCGAAGCUGGGUUGGAACCGGCCUGAACCAGGCUUACAUCCGCGGCAUUAUCGACGGAGGGAGCCAAAAGACUUUCAUCAGGGAAGACUUGGCUAGGAAGCUUAAUUUGAAGGUUGUCGGGGAACGUAUCAUGCAACUCAACACCUUUGCUUGCAGUGACUCAAACAGGUGUAGGCAGAAGUUCACCGUAGUUAGAAUCCAUAUUAGGGGCCAAUAUAAGACAGCGGAUCAUGUCUUAGAAGCAGUCGUCGUGCCUUUCAUCUGUCAAAACAUCAUAGGAACUCCAGUAGAGCACACAUUUUUCAAGACUAUCCCAGGAGACAUCGCCGACAAGUUGAUGUUUCCAUCGACUCAAGUGGAAGCGGGCAUAAGCCUUUUAAUUGGAGCGGACCAGAUGUGGAAAUUGUUGACCGGCGAGACGCGCCGCUCAUCUUGCAACACCGGGCUAGUAGCCAUCGCAACGACUUUAGGGUGGACCUUUCAGGGUCCAACGAGCACAGUGAGUGUCUUCUCAGAUAAUACCACAAAUUUGAUGGUGUGCGUGUUGAACGUGGGAGGGGCUGACGAAGAUGAUGAUGCAGCGUUAAAACAUUUCUGGGAACUGGAGACCAUUGGAAUCGUGGAUGAACCUAUGGAUAAGAAACAACAGGAAGAAAAGGUGUUUGAGCAAUUCAAGGAAAACAUCCGACAAAAGAACGGUCGGUACGAGGUCGCGUUGCCGUGGAAGGAGACAAAAGCGACCCUUGGAGAUAAUUACAUGAUUGCCAAAACCAGACUCCGAAGUCUUGUACGCCGUCUCUCACAAGAUGGCUCUAUCGCCCAGUAUGACAAAGCAAUACGUAGUUACUUUAAAGAUGGACACGCCGAAGAGGAACUCUUUGAUCAAAGAGCGGAUAACGUCGAUCAUUCAUCCGAAAAUAAGCCAUUUAAGUCCCCCGAGGUCACCAAGAUAUUGGGAUUGGUGUGGGAUAAAAACGCGGAUCAUUUCAAGUUCUCUGCUGAUCAUCUCUUGGAGAUACUUUCUACAAAUCUGAACACAAAGCGCUCCGUACUCAAGGCCUCGGCUAGGAUCUUCGAUCCCCUCGGUUUCCUGUCGCCGUAUGUUAUAAGAGUGAAAAUUUUAUUUCAACGUAUAUGGCAAUGCGGACUUGGAUGGGAUGAGGUUCUGACAGAGGCUCUUUUGCAAGAGUGGAAAUCCUGGUGCGCCGAUUUAACGGAAUUACCACAAAUCACGACACCGAGAUAUCUGCUGGGUGUCGAAGGUGAAAGCGAGCUGGAGAUUCACAUCUUCACCGACGCUAGCCCUCUGGCGUAUGGUACGUGCGCAUAUCUCCGUGCAGUGAACAAGAAAGGAGAAGUCAGCCUCAUUGUUGGGCCACACCGUUACAAUAUGGUACUGGACAGACUCUACUAUAACACUUGGCUGGAUUAA
This is a messenger RNA of Ixodes scapularis (black-legged tick), 2817 nucleotides long. RefSeq lists its product as uncharacterized. Lineage: Eukaryota; Metazoa; Arthropoda; Arachnida; Ixodida; Ixodidae. The transcript is spliced from 3 exons. Gene Ontology annotation, molecular function: zinc ion binding; nucleic acid binding. Bases 1 to 2817 code for a protein of 938 amino acids. The record is from RefSeq and is a predicted model, not a curated record.